This is a messenger RNA of Phycodurus eques (leafy seadragon), 5436 nucleotides long. RefSeq names its product GLIS family zinc finger 3 (gene glis3). Gene Ontology annotation, molecular function: DNA-binding transcription factor activity, RNA polymerase II-specific; RNA polymerase II cis-regulatory region sequence-specific DNA binding. The transcript has 11 exons. Gene Ontology annotation, cellular component: nucleus. NCBI's taxonomy places the organism in Eukaryota, Metazoa, Chordata, Actinopteri, Syngnathiformes, Syngnathidae. Gene Ontology annotation, biological process: regulation of transcription by RNA polymerase II. The coding region runs from base 145 to 2532 and encodes 795 amino acids. The record is from RefSeq and is a predicted model, not a curated record.
GAGCGGAGGAGGAGAUGCCUAUCGUGACAUGUCACCGUGGGGAACAGCCGCAACAACAACAUGAAGUAUGAGCCAAAAAUCAGCAUGCCUAAUUUAAAAGACGGCAGCUCUACAUGAGCUCCUUCUGAGCAACUGGCCUCGGCCAUGAGCGGAAAGGGCUGCCAGCUCCUGGUGUCGCCAUGCGGCGUGUCCCAGUCGCUGGGGAAGAUGAGAGGGCACCGGUCCCAGGCCGUCAAGGUGCCCAUGACUUCCCCUCAGUGGGGCGGUCUACCCUUCUCAGGCACGGACAAAGUGAACGGCGGGAAGCAGAACGGCGGCCACGUGGCCCUGCCGAGUCUGAGCCUCCGCAGGAAGUUGUUGACAAACGGGAAACAGGACGUCAAGCCGACGGCAUCGCCGCUCCAGCAAGAUGCGAGCAUUCAAAGCGGCUCUUCCAAUAAAGUAGGUUGUGCUGGUUCCAGUCCUGCCAUUGAAGUUCUCGGACAUCCAGCGGGUUGGAACCUCACGGUAACCAGCGUUCCGAUGUCAGUUGUCCCUGGUCAUCAAUACGAUGUCGCGACUUAUCACCCGCCUCUGGAUGCCAGGUCGGUGCUGUCCAGAGAAUCCCUGGCAUCCACGACCCUCAGUCUGUUUGAAACCCAGUCAGUGUUUAGUGGACGAAACGACUGGCCGUUUGGCUACCGUGUGCUUCCCCCGCUGGGGCAGGCACCGUGUUCCACCCUGGCCAGCGAGGGCAGCGAACAGCUCGGCCUCCACCCUGGCACGGCCAUGUCUGGCACCGAGGUCUCCAACGGCACGAGCACGUCGGCCUCCCUCCCCUCGUACCUUUUCACGGGUGAUCCCGGGAGCCCCAAACAGCAUAACGCAAAGAAGAGAGCUCUUUCCAUGUCGCCUUUGUCGGACGUGAUGGGCAUUGAUUUCAACUCCAUCAUACGCACCUCGCCUACUUCGCUUGUAGCUUACAUCAAUAGCUCACCUGCCUCCCACCCCAUAUUCUCGCCUGUCCAGUCCGAGGGCUAUGGCCACUUCCUGGGUGUGAGGGGCUCUUAUAUCCCUCAGGUUCACCCCUACACUAUGCCAGACCCUUCACAGGCUCUGGCUCCACCGGGAGAGUGCACCCGCAGGAAGGCUCUGGAAGAAGGUGGGGCUCUGGAGAGUCAGAUGGCUAACAUGGUGGUGGAACAACAGUGCCUUCCAAAUUCAAAGGAAGGGGGUGCACUGGGAAGGAUUUCAGAAUCCUGUAGAGAAGAGACCAACAACAUGUUGCCAAUUCUGCAGCUGCCGUCAGCUCUACUGUCCGGUGAAGACACUACUAUUCCUCAGGGACCUCCACCUCCCUACCACUCCCAUCGACACAUCCACCUUUCUAGAAGUCAUCACAAAAUAAGGAAUAGAGACACUCUCAACCAGGGUCCUAUGGUUCCGCCCCGGCAUGGGCUCAACUUUUUACCCCAGAUUCCGAUGCUGGAGGAAGAAGAAGGUGAGAUGGAGGACUAUGGCGCCCACUGCUGCUUGUGGAUGGACUGCAGUGCAGUAUAUGACCAAAAGGACGAGCUGGUGAGGCACAUAGAAAAGCUACACGUAGACCAGAGAAAGGCCGAGGACUUCACAUGCUACUGGGCGGGUUGUCCUCGCAACCUCAAACCUUUCAAUGCCCGUUACAAGCUUCUGAUCCACAUGAGGGUCCAUUCGGGAGAGAAGCCCAACAAGUGCACGUUCAAGGGCUGCAAAAAGGCCUUCUCCCGCCUGGAAAACCUGAAGAUCCACUUGCGCAGCCACACAGGGGAGAAGCCGUACCCUUGCCAGCACCCGGGAUGCUUCAAGGCCUUCAGCAACUCCAGUGACAGAGCCAAGCACCAGCGCACCCACCUGGACACAAAGCCGUACGCGUGCCAAGUGCCGGGCUGUGCGAAGCGCUACACUGAUCCCAGCUCUUUGAGGAAGCACGUCAAGUCCCAUUCCACUACGGAGAGACAGCUACGGAAAAAGAUGAAAUCCACAGCUGAUGUGACCCAGGAACCUCUGACAGACUGUUUAACCAUCCACCAUCUGCGCCCUAGCAUCUCCCCACCAGCCAGAAGAGACAACUCGAUAGCAUCCUCCACAGCCUCUCGAGAGCCAUACUCAAAUGCUCCACAGGGAGGUGACUCCCCGCACAGCUCGCCUCUUAUGUGCACUCUGCAAGACAAUCACAGGUAUGCCGAUCCUCCCCAUCGCCAGCUCUUCUGCGCCGACCCCUGCCCGCCAGCGUCACGACUCCCGCAUCCUCCCGCCGGGCCAUGCGUGCAGCCCGGUCAGACCCCCGAACUGGCAACAGACCACGGCCCAGGUCUCUCAGGGCAGAUGGAGGCGCUCUUUUCUUACGACGGGAUGUCAGCGCGGACCGAGUCCGGUCACCUGACACGAGCGGACGCCUUCGGGGCCGGCGGGGUCUGCAACACAGGGUUUAACGUCCAAAUGUCAGGAGGUGACUUCUUCAACGUGAUGGACACCCAUACCAGCCAAGUGUGCCGCAACCACACAGACGAGUGACGCCACCCACAAGUGGAAUUCCUUACUUUUGCACUAUUUUUUGGGACGUGACGUGAAUAGCACAUCAACUUGAGGGCAUCGCUAGCUUCCAAAUGAGAGAAAGUGACUUUAUAUUGCAAUAUACAGUUAGGUCCAGUAGUAGUUGAACAAUAAUUGAUUAGAUCAAAGGUUCUCAAACAUUUUGGGUCCAGGGACACCCUCCGCUCAUAAUCCUAACUCCAAUUAAACAUAACAUGAAUACCCCUAAAUAGCAUAGGAAUUCAAAAGUUGCCCAAUUUUCAAGAAAAGCAUCAUUGCUACUUUAAAACAAGCCAAUUUCUUUUAAGAUAAAAAAAAAAAUUUGUUAUAAUAUGAGAAUAAACUCGUAUUUUAUCAAGAAAAUGAAAGGAAGGAAUCUUUACCAGUACCGAGAUGUAUUUUGUCUGGAUAAAAAAAAAAAAUCAUAAUUUUACGAGAAUAAAGUCAUACCUUUCCAAGAUAAGACAAGUUAAAGUUUAACGAGAGAAGAAAGAAAUUUAUUCUCGUAAUAUUAGACGUUUCAUUCAGGUAAAGACCCUUUUAUUUUCUUUAAAAAACAAAAAAAGAGGAUUAUAUUGUUGAAAAACAUGGGACUUUAUUCCUGGAAUAGUUCCUUUUGUUAAUAAAAGACUAGUUAUGGAGUGAUGUCUGAUUUAUGAGAUAAUGCGUCACAUAAAUCAUAUCAGAGCUUUCAAUCGGCUCAAAGCGAAAGUAGGGAGGAGGAAUUGGUUUAGUAUUGUGUUACUUGUUUAUUUGGCCCAGCAUAUGUAGGUAUGCACUUUUUUAAAUAAUCUGACAUCAUGAUUUAUCGCAGUGGUGGGUUUAUUGGUGUGGUACUCAUGCUCCCUCUAAUGCUUUGCAAAAGAGUCACUGAAUUAAAUCUUCAAAAUGUGCACAAUGUUACAAUGGCUUUUUAUUUUUUUUCCAAAUCCAGUACAGAAAAAUGUGUUGAGCACAGUUCAGUUGUAUUUAAUGUUUAAUUUUGGUCAUUGUGGUGGUACUUGGAAGGCAGGUAUUUAUUGAGGUGGUACCUGGUUUAAAAAGCUUGAGAACCACUAAUUUAUUGCAAAUUAUUUUGCGGGCCACCAAGCUUCAGCUCACAGACUCCAGUCUGAGGUGAAUUUGAUUUUUUUAUGAUUUUGCUUUUAUACAGCUUAUUUUAUCCAUUUUUUAUAGUUCUUUCAUAUUCUGGAGCCUAUCCUAGCAGGAGGCAGAGUAAACCCUGGACUGAUUGCCAGCCAAUAACUGGGCAUAUAAUGCUGUCGUCGGCGAGAAUUCCUGUGAUGCAAUAACACGGGUAACAUACUGCAAAAGUCCCUCAAGACUUUUUGUGGGCAAAUAGAAUAUUCUUCAGUGGCUCAAUCAGUCACCUGAUCUAAAGCCAAUAGAGUAUGCUUGCCACACGCACCAUGUUUAAUCAUUACAUACUGUUUGGGUGAUAUUUGAUUUGUUCUGACAUUUGAGAGCAAUAAAAUUCCCUUAAAUGUCAUUGCUUCCCCCUGAAAUGUAAUGACUUAAAGUGACCCCAAUUUUACAUAAAUUUAAAUAUUUAAAAAUGUCCUUCAUUUGUACGGGGGCUACAAAAUUUGUGUAUGCUGAGAAUGUGCCAGGUCAAAUUUGACCUCUCUACUAAAAUUGAUUCAUGAUUUACCAGUAGUACACAUUAAAUCAAGGAAAUUGAUGGUAAUGGUGGUAAUCUCGAAAUUGUGAAACUGUACAUGCAAAAAAAAAAUUUAUGGGACAGUGAUAACAAUGUUCAAAAGGAAAGCUGGAAACAGUACAGAGAACUGUCUUUUUCAUUUCAUUACAUUUGCACAGGUUCCCACACAAACACGCACCAGUCGGUCUUUGAAGGUUCAUGGAAGAAUCCUGAAACAAUAUGAGUCCAAGUCAUAUCAAAAUGUCAUUUUUUUAUGGGACAGUGGGAGUGGUGUUCAAUAGGGGAGUUUGAAACAGUUUCUUUUUUUCAAGUAAAACAAGUAAUAAACAUCAUAUAAUUUCAUUUGUCUAACUCAUGGUCAAAGCAAUCUGCUUGAUGAUGUCAUUUCUGCGGCGUUAUGUAGCUCACUUUUUUUCUCUUCCUCUCGGGAGAUAAAAGGGUUUCAAUAGCUGGGUUGUGUGCAUGUUGAGAGACACAACUUCAGAGUAUCAUUUAAGAUUUAUGUCUGUAACUUAGCAAAAUGUUUUAACAAUUAAAGGACAACAUCAACAAAAUCAUACCCCCAAAAAAUCUGAUUUAAAACGUAUUUUAUCCGUUAUAUUUAUUGGCUCUAUUUUUUACUUCACAAACGAUAGUCGGAGGCCUGAUUCACACCUCAAACUUUUUGAACUAUGAGGCAUACGUGUUAACCACUAGAGCACUGUGCUGCAUCAACAUCAACAAUAAAAUAAGUCAUAUAAGUGAUCACUUCCCAGGCAUAAUAAUAAUAAUCAAUAUAAAUAAAUCUGUCACGUCAUCAGAGUCAACGGUCAUACAGGAUUUAUUGUUUUAGCAACUGUUAGCUUCUUUUUACAGGUGUAUGACAUUUAGGAAUAUUCAAAUAAUUCAAACAUUGUAAUGUAAGGUACAGUUUGCAUUAGUUCUCAUUCUAUUCCCGUUGUUUCAGAAUUUAAACAAAUCGAGGUUGACCAGCGUACUGCAACAUAUUAUAUUUGACAUUAUUAAUGAUAAUAUUUGUUUGUUUUAGUUUGGUUGCUUCCAUAGUUGUAAGCGCAUCCCUGCUGAUAUGCAUUGCUUGCACUAACAACAUGGUUGCCAACAGUGCAUUCAUUGUACAGUACAUCCGUGCCUGUCUUAUACUGCCCCCGGGUGGCCAAGUAGGGUAGCAGCACAAAUGUCUAUUUUAUAAAUUCUAUUUAUUUUUUCACUACUGUAUGUUUUUUUUA